AUGUCUGACGAGCAAGUUCCAGGCUCUCCUUCCACCGUUAAUGAAGAAAACCAACAAGAACUGGUUAUACAGAACCUCGAUCAUCCUGACAAGGCCUCUAGUCAGGGCUCUCAUGACCAUUUAAAUCCCAACGACCAUGUCAACCCAGAUGACCAUGAAGAGAAACUCGAAAGGCACGAAUAUGAAAAGACAGAGGAGGCUCCUACUGCGAAUAAAGGUGGUGGUGAUGGGUCGGGACAAAAGAAGAAAAGAAAGGGGAGAUCCAAAGUGGAUGGUGAUGACCAAGUUGGCUCUAGCAGUGGCGGUGUGAGAAAACACAAAAGACCGCGUGUAUUAGAUGCACCCAAUUGUAAGCCGUCAUGUCCAGAAUGUGACAAGAAGUUUUCGUCCUGGAAAGCCAUGUUUGGACACAUGAAAAAACAUCCAGGAAAGGGUUACGAGGGAGCCUUUCCGCCUCCCAAGUUUACCCCGCCCACCUCUCCAAAGAAACCCGUCAGCGCUGAUGAGCAAAGGGGAAUUGAAGAGGCUGUUCCGGCUUUGCUUCAUCUGGCGAGAAGAAUGACAGGGACAGAUGAUGACAGGGAGACUGAGGAGGAUGGUGGUGGGACAAGAAGGGAAAUUGAGAUCAAUCUUAAUGAUUCCCAAAAGCCCCAAGAAGAAGAACCUCCAUCAUUGUCAGAAACUGGUGACGUCAAGGGUUUUGAUCUCAAUCUUACUCCACCCCACGAGGAUAAUUGA
Molecule: messenger RNA, 738 nt
Organism: Carica papaya (papaya)
Lineage: Eukaryota; Viridiplantae; Streptophyta; Magnoliopsida; Brassicales; Caricaceae
Source: RefSeq, a predicted model, not a curated record